AUGGGCUGGGGGGCCGGCGGCAGCUGCACCCCGCGCCCGCCCAUCCGCCCGCGGCCGGCGUCGGAGCGCCGCGUGGUCGCCGUGGUCUUCCUGAGCCUGCUGCUGGACCUGCUGGCCUUCACGCUGCUGCUGCCGCUGCUGCCCGCGCUGCUGGAGCGCCACGGCCGCGCGCAGGACCCCCUCUACGGCUCCUGGCAGCGCGCGGUGGACCGCUUCGCCGCGGCCGUCGGGGUGCCGGCCGAGAAGAGCUACCACAGCGUCCUGUUCGGAGGGCUGGUGGGCUCCGUCUUCUCCCUCCUGCAGUUCCUGUGCGCCCCGCUCACCGGCGCCGUCUCCGACCGCCUGGGGCGGCGCCCCGUGAUGCUGCUGUCGCUGGCAGGACUGGCCGCCUCGUACGCCGUGUGGGCCGCCUCCUCGAGCUUCGCCGCCUUCCUGGCCUCCAGGGUCAUCGGGGGCGUGAGCAAGGGCAACGUCAGCCUGUCCACGGCCGUCGUGGCCGACCUGGGCUCGCCGCCCGCCCGCGGCCGGGGCAUGGCGGCCAUCGGGGCGGCCUUCUCGCUGGGCUUCACGCUGGGCCCCAUGCUGGGCGCCUCCCUGCCGGCCGACGCGGUGCCCUGGCUCGCUCUGCUCUUCGCGCUCUCCGACCUGCUGUUCGUGCUCUGCUUCCUGCCGGAGACGCUGCCCCCGGAGAAGCGGGCGCCCUCCUUCGCCCUGGGCUUCCGGGCUGCCGCGGACCUGCUCAGCCCCCUGGCCCUGCUGCGCUUCUCAGCUGUGGCCCAGGGCCGGGACCCACCCUCGGGAGCAGGGCUCAGCCGCCUGCGCCGCCUGGGCCUGGUCUACUUCCUCUACCUCUUCCUGUUCUCGGGCCUGGAGUUCACCCUGAGCUUCCUGGCGCACCAGCACUUCCGGUUCAGCAGCCUGCAGCAGGGAAAGAUGUUUUUCUUCAUCGGCCUCACCAUGGCCACCAUCCAGGGCGCCUACGCCCGGCGGAUGAGCCCUGGCCGGGAAGCAGCAGCCGUGAGGCGGGCCAUCCUGCUGCUGGUCCCCGCCUUCCUCCUCAUAGGCUGGGGGCGCUCGCUGCCAACACUGGGCCUGGGCCUGCUGCUCUACUCCUUCGCUGCCGCUGUGGUGGUGCCCUGCCUGUCCUCCAUGGUCGCCGGCUACGGCUCACCCGGGCAGAAGGGCACCGUCAUGGGCACGCUGAGGAGCCUGGGCGCCCUGGCCCGGGCAGUGGGGCCCGUGGCGGCCGCCUCAGCGUACUGGCUGGCCGGGGCCCGGGCCUGCUUCACCGCCUGCUCGGUGCUCUUCCUGCUGCCCUUCCUGCUCCUGUGGGACCUCGGGCCUCCGGAGCAGACGCUCAAGGCCCAGUAGCCACAGCCCCGCAGCCCCGCAGCCCCGCGGGA
Messenger RNA from Talpa occidentalis (Iberian mole), 1403 nucleotides. RefSeq names its product major facilitator superfamily domain containing 10 (gene SLC75A1). Gene Ontology annotation, biological process: transmembrane transport. Bases 1 to 1371 code for a protein of 456 amino acids. The transcript is spliced from 12 exons. Gene Ontology annotation, cellular component: brush border membrane. Gene Ontology annotation, molecular function: transmembrane transporter activity. NCBI's taxonomy places the organism in Eukaryota, Metazoa, Chordata, Mammalia, Eulipotyphla, Talpidae. The record is from RefSeq and is a predicted model, not a curated record.